GGGAGAGAGUUCCAAAGUUUUGAGGCAUAGAGGCUGAUAGCACGGUCGCUGAUGGUGAAGUAGAGGGGACGAGGGACAAGCAGGAAGCUGGAGGCAUCGGGUGUUGGAAUGGGGAAGUAAGCAGGUCAGAAAGAUGGUACGGGAACAAUACUUGACAACACAAGGCAAUAGCCUACAGAGGCCUGAGAACCAAUAUGUCUACAAGAUUGGGAUCUAUGGCUGGAGGAAGCGUUGUCUUUAUUUAUUUGUGCUGCUGCUUCUCAUCAUCCUGGUUGUGAAUUUUGCAUUGACUAUCUGGAUUCUCAAAGUGAUGUGGUUUUCAACAGAUGGGAUGGGACACCUAAGAGUAACCGAAAAUGGGCUUCGGUUGGAAGGAGAAUCGGAGUUUCUUUUCCCUUUGUAUGCGAAAGAAAUUCGAUCUAGAACGGAUUCCCCUUUGCUCGUGGAUUCUUCCCAGAACGUGACCGUUAAUGCACGUAACUCUAGUGGGCAGGUGACAGGCAGGUUAACGGUGGGACCCAGGACUGUGCAAGCUCAUGGGAAACACUUUGAAAUCAACUCCAAUAGCGGCAGAUUGCUGUUUUCCGCAGAUGAGGAGGAGGUGGUGGUUGGAGCUGAUAAACUACGAGUCACAGGACCAGAAGGUGCACUCUUUGAACAUUCUGUGGAGACACCAGUGGUCAGAGCUCAGCCUUUCAAGGAGCUUAGAUUGGAAUCCCCAACUCGUUCGUUGAGCAUGGACGCACCCAAAGGGGUUCAGAUCAAAGCAAGAGCAGGCAAUAUUGAGGGCAGCUCUCAGAUGGACAUCAUCUUUCACACCAGUGAAGGAAUGAUACUCUUAGAUGCUGAGACUGUGAAGCUGCCCAAGUUGCCUCAGGGGAUACAGGGUGGCUCUGGAAUUUCUCAGGGACUGUAUGAAGUUUGCGUUUGUCCAGAUGGCAAACUAUACCGUUCCGUGGCUGGUGAGGGCUCAACCUGCCAGGAAUACAGCCGGGUCUGCCAGUGAGCACAGCGGUACCAUUCCGCUUUCCUCUGAGAACUUGCCCUUCUGCCUGGCAUUACCAAAACAUUUUAACACCUUCUCAGUAACAUGCAACUGCAAGCAUCAUUCCCAUAAAGAAACUGGUAAAGGUGUCCCUUCCCAUCAUUAGAUCUUCUAGUCCAAGAUAUUAAACAACCAAACCCCACUCCCCAGAGAGAAAAUAUACCCCAUACACAAGAGGACAAAAAGAGCACAACUCAGAACAUUUAUUUGGGAAUAGAGGAAGCAAAAAAAGUGACUUGGGCUCAGUCAUAAUGUUGCACUGACAUUGUUAAACGCCCCUUGAUCCAACAGAUAAAUCUCCUACUAUUAUGGAACAUUUUUAUAGGAAAGAUAUAUGAACUCCAAAAUCUAGAUUGACAUUUUCUAUCAGUACAUCAGUAAACAUCUACAUCUUCAACUCUUACUUAUGCCAACAUGUGAGAUUCAUUUUUUUUAUUAAUGUAAUAAAAAAUAAAUCAAUUUUGAUACACUAACAGCAGGAACUGGGUUGAUUUCGUUCAGCCAGUAGCUGCUAGAUGUCUAUGCAAUAACUUCUGUUUUUCUUUUCCUGCAAUAACACUUGAACCACAAGAGCUGUGCUUUUUUGUACAAACUACAAUGUGGACUGAUGAAGUCUCCAAAGCUUUACCCUCUGUGUGUAAGCCACAGUAUUAAGGUUGCAGUACCCCUUUCUUAGUCUUUUUAUAAACCUGUAAAAAUGUAUAAAAAUAAAAAGUCCUAAGUCCC
This is a messenger RNA of Callorhinchus milii (elephant shark), 1771 nucleotides long. RefSeq names its product sarcoglycan, gamma (gene sgcg). Bases 134 to 1006 code for a protein of 290 amino acids. The record is from RefSeq and is a predicted model, not a curated record. Gene Ontology annotation, biological process: cardiac muscle tissue development; heart contraction. Gene Ontology annotation, cellular component: sarcolemma; sarcoglycan complex. The transcript has 8 exons. NCBI's taxonomy places the organism in Eukaryota, Metazoa, Chordata, Chondrichthyes, Chimaeriformes, Callorhinchidae.